CCGCGCUCAGUCGGAGAGCAGAGCAGACCGAGCCAGCCUGAGCCAAGCGCCGCGCGUGCCCACCCACGAGGCCAGACAGCCUGAUUGUUGGUGUGAGAACUAUACUCCCAGUGGUGGUCCCUGAGCCAUGGAGGUGCCUCUGCAGACAGAGAUGGUGGAGCUGGUGCCCAAUGGCAAACACUUGGAGGGGCUGCUCCCAGUCAGCACACCCACAGCAGGCAACCAGAGAGCUGAGGACUCUAGACAGAGCUGUGUGGAAAGUAAGGGCUUCCUACAGAAAAGCCCCAGCAAGGAGCCACACUUCACCGAUUUUGAGGGGAAGACGUCGUUUGGGAUGUCAGUGUUCAACCUCAGCAAUGCCAUCAUGGGCAGUGGCAUCCUGGGACUCGCCUAUGCCAUGGCCAAUACAGGCAUCAUCCUUUUCCUGUUCCUAUUGACGGCCGUGGCCCUCCUCUCUAGCUAUUCCAUCCACCUGCUUCUCAAAUCCUCAGGAAUUGUGGGCAUCCGCGCCUAUGAGCAGCUGGGCUACCGUGCCUUUGGAACUCCUGGAAAGCUGGCAGCAGCCCUAGCCAUCACACUGCAGAACAUUGGAGCCAUGUCCAGCUAUCUGUACAUCAUCAAAUCUGAGCUGCCUCUUGUCAUACAGACAUUCUUGAACCUGGAGGAGAAGACCUCGAUCUGGUACAUGAAUGGGAACUACCUGGUGAUCCUGGUGUCCGUCACUGUCAUUCUGCCCUUGGCACUGAUGCGGCAGCUUGGCUAUUUGGGCUAUUCCAGUGGCUUCUCUCUCAGCUGCAUGGUGUUCUUCCUAAUUGCUGUCAUCUACAAAAAGUUCCAAGUGCCCUGUCCCCUGCCUCUCAACUUAGCCAACGUCACUGGCAACUUCAGCCACACAGAAAUCCUUGAGGAGAAAGUGCAGCUGCAAGGAGAACCUGAGGCUGCUGCCCUCUGUACCCCGAGCUACUUCACACUCAACUCACAGACAGCAUAUACCAUACCCAUCAUGGCCUUCGCCUUCGUCUGCCACCCUGAGGUGCUGCCCAUCUACACAGAGCUCAAAGACCCCUCCAAGAGAAAGAUGCAACAUAUCUCCAACCUGUCCAUUGCCGUCAUGUACGUCAUGUACUUCUUGGCUGCUCUCUUCGGCUACCUCACCUUCUACGACGGGGUGGAGUCAGAGUUGCUGCACACCUACAGCAAGGUGGACCCAUUUGAUGUUCUGAUCCUGUGUGUACGCGUGGCCGUGCUGACAGCUGUCACACUCACAGUGCCGAUUGUUCUGUUCCCGGUGCGCCGUGCCAUCCAGCAGAUGCUAUUUCAGAAUCAGGAGUUCAGCUGGCUGCGGCAUGUGCUCAUUGCCACUGGUCUGCUCACGUGUAUCAACCUGCUGGUUAUCUUUGCCCCCAACAUCCUGGGCAUCUUUGGGAUCAUCGGUGCCACAUCUGCCCCGUGCCUCAUUUUCAUCUUUCCUGCCAUCUUCUACUUCCGAAUCAUGCCCACUGAGAAGGAGCCUGCAAGAUCCACCCCCAAAAUUCUGGCCCUUUGCUUUGCUGUUCUUGGCCUCUUGCUGAUGACCAUGAGCUUGAGCUUCAUCAUCAUUGACUGGGUCUCAGGAACCAGCCAGCAUGGAGGAAACCACUAG
Messenger RNA from Marmota flaviventris (yellow-bellied marmot), 1642 nucleotides. RefSeq names its product solute carrier family 38 member 3 (gene Slc38a3). NCBI's taxonomy places the organism in Eukaryota, Metazoa, Chordata, Mammalia, Rodentia, Sciuridae. Gene Ontology annotation, biological process: L-glutamine transport; histidine transport; asparagine transport. The record is from RefSeq and is a predicted model, not a curated record. Gene Ontology annotation, cellular component: plasma membrane. Gene Ontology annotation, molecular function: L-histidine transmembrane transporter activity; L-glutamine transmembrane transporter activity; L-asparagine transmembrane transporter activity.